Actinia tenebrosa (Australian red waratah sea anemone) is the source of this 2060-nucleotide messenger RNA. RefSeq lists its product as uncharacterized. Gene Ontology annotation, biological process: extrinsic apoptotic signaling pathway. NCBI's taxonomy places the organism in Eukaryota, Metazoa, Cnidaria, Anthozoa, Actiniaria, Actiniidae. The record is from RefSeq and is a predicted model, not a curated record. Gene Ontology annotation, molecular function: CD27 receptor binding.
GUCAAAAAUCUAAAAUUCUUUCAGUUUUGAUAGUCUUUUUCAGCAUUUCUUUAAGAUUUUCUGUAUAACCCCCACUGAUUCCCUUUAAUCUAUCGUUUUGCAUCUCAGUGAUAAUCAGUGUAAAACCCAUUCAUAAUUGAGGCCAAAAGAUCGAUAUAAAGCCGAAGAAGUUCAAGAGAAAAUCCCUCAUUUGCUGACACUAUUUUCUGACAAAAACUUUAAGCUUAGAUUGUCAAGCCAUAUUUCCAGUAUGGAGAGUCUUUCUGAGGUUCCAAGUUCUCCUGAUGCAAGCCUUCUUCUAACUAAACGUCGCUGUCCAUUUGGGGAAUCACCAAGAGAGAUGAAAGUUCCAGCAUCUGACCUUGAGCAUAGAAUACCUGGUCAUGAUAACCAAGGUGUGCAUGCACGUGGGGCACUAGACUACCAUGAUUCUGGUUAUACCGCAUUUCAAAUAUUGAUGCAGCAUAGUCAACAGUCCCAACCAGGGACAGCUACGCCAAGCUACACAUCUUGCUGGGUGUGUGCUAAACAGUCAGAGAUAAUGCCUUGCACAUUUUGUGAACAUGGAGUAUGUGAAAUGUGUGUGCGUCAAUGUGACAAGUGCUUCGGAGUGUUCUGCUCAUUCUGCGCUACUGUCAAAUAUGAUCAGCAUGAAGAUCGUGCUUUAUGUUUGACUUGCAAUGCCGAAGAGAUCAAGAAGAAUAAGAUGAGAGUUGCAUCAAAUGUUGGACAAAGAAGAGCAGAACUCUCAAGUGAAAGAUUUCCACAAGCCACUGCAUAGAAUAGUAAAGUGAACCAGCUUUUAACACUGUCACCAGAACACUUUAUUAGCAAGUAGGUCUUCAAAUGACGUUUGGUCAUGAAUCAAACAAAGCCCAACCAGAUAGAAAUUGUAGUUUCAGAAACUAUCCAUGCCCCACCCAUGGAGGAAAUUGGAAAUGCUGGAGGGGAGGGGGGUCAGAGAAAGAACAAAAUUACAGAGUUUGCAUGGAAGAAAAUUGGAAGUUCCUGGGGGUAGGGGGGGAUCUUCUACAAAUUCCCUCUGUGGUAGGGGUAUGGAUAUUUUCUGUAACUAUGCAAUUGAAAAUUGCGAGUUGCAAAUGAAUGCCUUGCCAGUCAUUUUGAUCAUAACUUUGAUCCAGAAACAAGGUAUGACUGCCUGGAACUAGUUUGGGCAGUAGUCAUGACUGUUGACUGACCGGCCGUUACUUUACCGGCAUUUGCAUUGYUACGUGGCCACCCCAGAAAAAAAUCGUGACGUGCACUUUGCAAUAGGCUGCCGUCAAUCAAAUACGUUGACACCAUUUACACGUGUGUGUGAUUCAAAAGGCGCCAAAACUUCGGUCRAUUGUUUACAAGUAUCAUGAGCUACACUCACCAGGCCUAUCCGGGCCGAUCCAAACGCAUAUAAAUGAUGUCAACUUGUUUGAUUGAUGGCAGUCUAUUGCAAAGUGCACAUCGUGAUUUUUGUCUGGGGUGGCUGCGUAGCAAUGCAAAUGCAGGUAAGUCCUAAUUAAUCACCUUCAUUUCAAAAAAAGUAAAAAGAAAAAAAAGAAAAAGAAAAAGAUACCAUUGGACCUAGUCUGAGUUGGUAUUAAGAAAUCCUAUUUAUUUGCAUUUAUCUUUUAAUACUUGUAAAUCUUUCAGUUAGGUUUGUGAAUAUGUAGCUCUUUCCAAUGUUGUUUUUCAAGAUAUUUAUGAUCAUUUUUGAUGGGCUUUCUGUGGAAGUGGAGUUAGAGUAAGAGAAUUUAGGUUGUAGUGGAGGCUAGUGUGUGUAUAUAUAAAAAUGUGUGUGUGUGUGUGUAUUUUUCAAAGAAGGAAAAAAAAAAAAAACGUGAAAUUUAAAGUUAGUAAGAUUUUUCGUAUAUUGAAAGGUUUCUAUUGAAAGAUUAAAGACUGAUUUGAAAAACAUAUUAAUUUAUUGCCAAUGGUAAGAAAAUACUUUUUGUAUCUGCUAAAGUGCAAAAAGUCUACUUAUUAGACUAAGUUAGCAUGCUAGAAAAAACACAAAAAAUUGCAAAAUUGUAGAUUGAUAAAUGAUUAAAACUAUGCAAUAGGUU